AGUUUGCAGCUACCACGAUUUUGAAGACAUUCAACGAAGAUGGCAAGAACCAAGCAGACCGCUCGUAAGUCCACCGGUGGCAAAGCCCCCAGGAAGCAGCUCGCCACCAAGGCUGCCCGUAAGAGCGCCCCGGCCACCGGCGGCGUGAAGAAGCCCCAUCGUUACAGGCCCGGGACCGUGGCCCUGAGAGAGAUCCGUAGGUACCAGAAGUCCACCGAGCUGCUGAUCCGCAAGCUGCCCUUCCAGCGCCUGGUGAGGGAGAUCGCUCAGGACUUCAAGACCGACCUGCGCUUCCAGAGCUCCGCCGUCAUGGCUCUUCAGGAGGCCAGCGAGGCUUACCUGGUCGGCCUGUUUGAGGACACCAACCUAGCAAUCCUCUCAAUCAUGUCUGGUCGAGGAAAAGGAGGAAAGGGACUCGGGAAAGGAGGCGCCAAGCGUCACCGCAAAGUUCUCCGUGAUAACAUCCAGGGUAUCACCAAGCCCGCUAUCCGCCGUCUUGCCCGUCGUGGCGGUGUGAAGCGUAUCUCCGGUUUGAUCUACGAGGAGACCCGCGGUGUCCUCAAGGUGUUCCUGGAGAACGUGAUCCGUGAUGCCGUCACCUACACCGAGCACGCCAAGAGGAAGACCGUCACCGCGAUGGAUGUUGUCUACGCUCUGAAGAGGCAGGGACGCACCCUGUACGGCUUCGGCGGUUAAACCAUCUUCUCCAACCCUAAACCCAAAGGCUCUUUUAAGAGCCACCCAAAUACUUGAAGCUGCAAUCCUAUGAACCUGGUAGUUUUGUACGUAUUAACCUAUAUGGUAGCAUACACGUUUUCUCAGCUGUAAACAAACAAGCGGGUUAAAACUU
This is a messenger RNA of Gadus macrocephalus (Pacific cod), 850 nucleotides long. RefSeq names its product histone H3-like. The coding region runs from base 40 to 696 and encodes 218 amino acids. The transcript is spliced from 3 exons. The record is from RefSeq and is a predicted model, not a curated record. NCBI's taxonomy places the organism in Eukaryota, Metazoa, Chordata, Actinopteri, Gadiformes, Gadidae. Gene Ontology annotation, molecular function: structural constituent of chromatin; DNA binding; protein heterodimerization activity. Gene Ontology annotation, cellular component: nucleosome.